This is a messenger RNA of Malassezia japonica, 1656 nucleotides long. It is a transcript of the gene ASH2, whose product is annotated as transcription factor, contains a PHD finger motif. The record is from RefSeq and is a predicted model, not a curated record. Lineage: Eukaryota; Fungi; Basidiomycota; Malasseziomycetes; Malasseziales; Malasseziaceae. Bases 1 to 1656 code for a protein of 551 amino acids. Gene Ontology annotation, molecular function: transcription cis-regulatory region binding; protein binding. The transcript has a single exon. Gene Ontology annotation, cellular component: Set1C/COMPASS complex.
AUGAGCGAGGAGCCAGGGCAGGGUACCGGCGCGCCUGACUGGGGCGUGCCUGUGCACCUAGACGUGCCACCGAUGGAGUCUGCAGGACAGUCCUCCGCGCCAAUCUCGCCGACACCGCCGCCGGGGCAGCUUCCCUACUCGCCGUCGCCGCAGCCGGCUGGCUUCUUUCCUGUGGAAGCGCGUGCGAUUCCGCCGCACCUCGGCCUCGCGCUGAGCGAGGGGCCGUACGCGGACUCGCCCGCCUCGCCCGCAAGUGCAGGGAGUGCGCCCGAAGAGCGCAAGGCCGUGAGCCCUUCGCACGUCCUCCCCCCCAAUUUUCGCGGUCCUAUUCCACGCGAAGGCGACGCCGAGACCAUCGCGCCGAGGCCGACGUGGAUCCCGGCGUUUGAAGACGCCUCCCUCGGUCAGCUGCACAACUUUCCGCUGAACAAAAACGGCUGGCGCUACACUGCCGCCGGCCCCGCCGCCGAAUGGCUGCCGACGACCGUCUACAAGACGCUGGAGCUGGCGCCAGAAGGCGUGCACUGGUCCUGGCAGGACCGCAGUGCAUUUAUGCGCAUCAGCGACGAUGCGAUGGUCGUCGGCACCGACAAAGGCUACCGCAGUGUGCGGACCAACCUCGGCGUGCGCCAUGGUGCAUGGUACGUCGAGGUCGAGAUUCUCGCGCCCGACGCGUCGAGCAUGCCGUCCACGCCGAUGCGCGACGGCCCCCAUGCGCGCGUCGGUUUUGCGCGCCGCGAAGCGGGCCUCAAUGCGCCGGUCGGCUGGGACGGGUACAGCUACGGCGUGCGCGACCAGAACGGCGCACGCGUCACUCUAUCGCGUCCCAAGCCGUUUGGGCGUGCGUUUGGCCCCGGCGACGUAGUGGGCCUGUAUAUCCGCCUGCCGUCCGAAUCGACCCCCCCGCCGAGCGGCACGGAGCACAGCAUCCACCAGAAUCGCGUUCCGAUCCGGUACAAAGGCCAGCUCUAUUUCGAGAGUCUCGAGUACCCUCCCUCGAAGGAGAUGGAGGUACUCAUGGACAGGAACCGGCGUGGUGAGACGCUGUGCAAUGAUGCCGACGGCGCGCCCAAGCCCGCCCCCCCUGGCAAGGCGGCUGACCGCGACGAGAAGCGCCCUGGCCAGGCGGGCCGUGCGAAGCGCGCUCCCCUGCGCGCCCUGCCCACGCUCUCGGGAAGCUGCAUCGGGUUUACGGUGAAUGGCGAGCCCCAAGGCAUUGCCUUUACGGACCUGUAUGACUUUCGUCCCCUCGCUGCUGCCGAGACCGCGCCGAAGAAGCGCGAGCGCAAACGCGGCGCGGAUGGCGAAAUUACCGCACACACCAGUGUCAGUGCGGUGCUACGCAGUCGGCUGAAUGCGUACGACGACGGCUCCCUAGGCUACUACCCUAUGGUCUCGUUGUAUGGCGGUGCACGUGCGCGGCUCAUUCCACGCGACUUUCGCUACCCCCCACCCCCCCACCUGGAGGAUGUGCUUUGGAGCGCGAAUGAGGCGCGUGGGGAGCCUACGCUCCAUAAAUCCCCAGCGCCGGCAUGGCAGCCGUUUGCGGCGCGUUGGCGCGAGUGCGUCCAAGAAUGGGAACGGCACGACCGCGCCGCGGACCGCGACGCGUCUAAAAUCGUCGGCGCCAAGGAAGGGCCACAUCUAUCUAAUUAA